AUGGUUGCGGAGGAACUUCAGAGAGAGCAACUUCGAAUUAUCGGAGGCUCAAAUGCUUGGAACUGGUCUGCCUUUUGUGGACAUGGGGAGGAUAUCCAGUCUUGGAAUGAAAAUGAUUUUGGCCACUGUUUUGAGCAAGUGGCCAUACUUGCACCAUCCCAUACUUUACUGGCUAUAGUUAGUGCAUACCAUUUUGGCCGGCGCAAAACAACGCUAGGAGGGAACAGACUGUUUGUCAGCUGGACAUGGUUUCUGAUUCUUCGGCAAGUAACGGUAGCACUUUUAUUAGUGUGUCCAGUGUUUCAAGUCAUUUUCUCAGUGGGAACGGAGCAUAGACCACCAAGCAUAGCUGAAGGUGUGGUGAUAGGAACCUCAUGUUUUUCAUGGCUGUUACAUUCCUUGUUUGUAUGGAAUUUACGAUACCUUCAUAGUGACAGUUUGAGAGGCCCUGCAAGUGUCUUGCUGUGUUUUCUGAUCGUAGUGGCAGCUUGUGUUAUCCAUGUUCAUACUGUUAUCAUGAGACAUAUGUCGUCAGGUGCUCCCAGGAGUAAAGCUGAAGAAUACACGACUUACAUCAGUGCCGGAUUGUGCUUGAUUUAUAUGAUUAGUGUUGUACCGAAUAGGCGGAGGAUUUAUCGUACCAGUUUGGCUUUUCAGGUCAAUGAAACAGAUGGAGAGACAGAACCGCUGACUUGGGAUAGAAUUAGGUCAUAUAAUACUGUCAGUGUCACCAAUGAGCAUCUAACCGUCGCUGCAGAACAAAACGUGGGCUGUCUUUCUUGGCUAACAUUCCACUGGGUACAGAAUUUGAUGUCUCGGGGAGCUGCUAUGAAAAUAUCCCGUGUUAAUGAUUUAUACUUAUUACCUGAGAGACUGAACACUCAUCGAGUGAGUGCAGAGUUCAAAGAAGUAUUACAGGAUUUAGAAAAGGAACAUAAUUUAGAACAGACACAAGUGCAAAAUGAUGAUUUUAUUUCCAGCAUGAGGAACUGUGCAGACGUACCCCAUACAGAAGUUGUGUCAUCAUCCAGAGCUUUAUGUGGUCAUGAAACUUCUGUCAGUGAUUUACAAAAUAGUUCCUCUAAUCCUGCACAUGAAGAGCAUCACUGUGAAUCUGAUUCCGAAUCAGUAAAUUCUUUAACAGAUGAUCCAACAACUGAUAGCUCCACAGUAAGCCGGAUAGGUUUAUUCAGAGCGUUAAUUUGUGCAUUUGGGCUUGAAUAUUUCUUACUGGGAAUUUUAAAAUUCCUUGCAGACUCGUGUGGGUUUGCUGGGCCAAUUCUGUUGAACUAUUUAGUCAGUUUUAUUGAAAAUGCAUCUGCUCAGUCUAAACCAUAUGAAGGUUACUUGUACGCUGGAGGACUUUUCUUAUCCACACUGCUGUCCGCCAUAUUUUCCACUCAGUUCGACUACAACGUCCAGGUAGUGGCAUAUAAAAUAAGGUGUGCUGUUAUUACAACUAUUUACAAGAAGUCUUUAAGUGUUAACAGUGUUUCACAAUCAAGGUUCACCUCCGGGGAAAUCGUGAAUUUCAUGAGUACGGACACAGACAGGAUACUGAAUUUCUGUCCAAGUUUUCAUGCAUUUUGGAGCCUGCCAUUUCAGGUCGGUGUGUCACUGUUUCUGCUGUACCAACAACUGGGGCUGGCCUUCUUAACCGGUGUUGCCUUUGCCGUCCUCCUGAUCCCCAUCAACAGGUGGAUUGCUGGGAAGAUCGGGCAGCUCAGCACUAAGAUGAUGAAGCACAAAGAUGAACGAGUCAAGUUGACGAAUGAAUUACUGAGUGGCAUCCGCGUGGUGAAGUUCUACGCUUGGGAGCAACAUUUCACCGCAAGAAUCAACAGCAUAAGGGAGAAAGAGCUGCUGUAUCUGAGGGGCCGCAAGUACCUGGAUGCCAUGUGUGUGUACUUUUGGGCCACCACACCUGUGAUGAUAUCCAUCCUCACGUUCAGUACAUAUGUGGUUAUGGGAAAGACACUCACUGCAGCUAAGGUGUUUACUAGCUUGUCACUGUUCCUCAUGUUGAUCUCUCCAUUGAAUGCCUUCCCCUGGGUGAUCAAUGGCCUGGUAGAAGCCUGGGUGUCCCUCAAACGGGUUCACAAGUUUGUUUGUCUGGAGGACACAGACCCUGACCACUACUACACUUCUGUUGCAGGUAACUGCAGUCCUGUGGUUUGGCUAAAAAAUGCUAGUUUCACCUGGACAAACUCUCACUGUGAAGAUUCUGAUUCCAUUACUAGUGUUGUGGAAGAUUCCAGAAAUGAGGGAGAGAACUCAUCCCCUACACCUGCUGCUGCCACACGUGCUCAGACUCAAGACCUCCAUGAUAUUUCACUCAGAAUUGAGAAGGGACAGUUUGUUGGCAUUGUGGGCAGGGUGGGGUCUGGGAAGAGCUCCCUGCUGAAUGCCUUAGUUGGAGAGAUGAACAAAACACAGGGAGAGGUCUUUGUGGACGGCCUGGAGGAGGGGUUUGCCUUGGUCGCCCAGGAGCCUUGGGUGCAGCAAGCCACUGUGAGAGACAACAUCCUGUUUGGGCAGCCUUUCAAUAGCCAGAGGUAUGAGCAGGUGCUGAAAGCCUGUGCUUUGGUGGAGGAUCUGAAGAUGAUGCCAUCUGGCGACAUGACAGAGAUUGGAGAGAAUGGAAUCACUUUAAGUGGUGGCCAGAGGUCAAGGGUCGCUUUGGCCAGAGCUGUUUAUCAGGACAAAUCGUUAUAUCUUCUUGAUGAUCCCCUGUCUGCCAUGGACAUUCAUGUGGCCAAGCAUAUUUACACCCACUGCAUCAUGGGAUUACUGCGAUCAAAAACCAGGGUACUUUGCACGCACCAUGUGAAGUUUCUAAAAAAGGCUGACCUGGUGGUAGUUAUGGAGGAUGGGAGAAUAACGCAAUCAGGGCUGCCCCGUGAUGUCCUUCCCAACAUACAUCUUGAAGAUGAUCAUCAUGAGGAGCGGAAUGCAAAGGACAGUGAAGAAUGUGAUGCAACAGAAGAGGCAGAAGACAAGUUAAUACAGGAAGAGGAACGACAGACUGGAUCAGUGAAAGCUGAUGUCUAUAAGAAUUAUUGGAAGAAUGUGGGUGUAUGCCUGUCUCCCAUGGUUCUGAUGACAAUGUUCUUUAUGCAAGCAUCAAGAAACACAAGUGAUUGGUGGCUGUCCUACUGGGUGUCCCAUAGCAACAGUGGAUCUCAGAAUGGAAGUGCAGAUGUGAAUUCAUUUCUCAGUUCUGGGCAGAGAGAUUCUUUACCACUCGCACAUUUAACCCCAGCAGAAGAUAACCUCCGGUUUUACCUUGGGAUCUAUGGCAGCCUUGCAGGGGUCAAUUCCAUCUUCACGCUGGCUCGUUCAUUCUUAUUUGCUUAUGGUGGGAUCUGUGCUGCAACAGUUGUGCACAAACGGCUGCUGUCGGCUGUUUUAAAGGCACCUCUUAGUUUUUUCGAAACGACCCCUCUUGGGCGAAUCGUCAACCGAUUUUCAUCAGACCUGUAUGCGGUUGAUGAUUCCCUCCCUUUCACACUGAACAUACUGCUGGCCCAAGCCUACGGUAUGCUGGGAACACUGGUUAUCACAUGUUAUGGUCUCCCUUGGUUUGCCAUCUGUUUGAUUCCAAUGGGAGCAGUCUACUUCAAGAUACAGCACUACUACAGACGGACAUCGAGAGAGCUCAAACGUUUGUCCAGCAUCAGCUUGUCCCCGAUCUACGCUCAUUUCUCAGGAAACAAUUGCAGGAGUGGCAACCAUCAGGGCCAUGAGGCACUCAGAGAGGUACUCUUCCGAGUCCAGUUUUGUGAGGAGAACAUGCAACGCCUGGACAUUAACCAGAGAUGCCAGUAUGCCACUCAGUUGUCUGCCCGCUGGAUUGACUUCCGGUUGAGGAUGCUGGGUGUUGCCAUGGUGACCAGCUUGUCACUCAUUGCUGUGGUGCAGCACCACGUCAGCUCUGUCAGCGCAGGGUUAGUGGGCCUCGCCAUCUCGUACUCGCUGUCAGUGACAAGCCUCCUGGGAGGUGUGGUCAUGUUCUUCACGGAGACUGAGAAGGAAUUUGUCAGCAUGGAGAGAUGCCAGUUCUACAUCGACCAUACGCCCUCGGAGAAAUGGGAUGGGGCUCUGUUUGCUCCAGUAGCAUGGCCUGCGGAAGGAGUGGUUGAAUUUGAUGGUGUCUCUCUCCAUUACCGUGACGUGCAAUCUCCAGCACUAAAUGAUGUCAGCUUCAAAACACAACCUGGUGAAAAGAUUGGCAUUGUGGGACGAACAGGGGCAGGCAAAUCUAGUCUGUUUUUGGCACUCUUCAGAAUGGUGGAGGUAUCCAGUGGCCGGAUUAUUGUGGAUGAUGUCAACAUUAGACUUCUGGAUCUUUCUGACAUCAGAUCACGAUUUGUUGCAAUCCCGCAAGACCCCUUUUUAUUCAGCGGGUCAGUUCGAAUGAAUCUUGACCCCACAGGUGGCCACACAGAUUCAGAACUGUGGUCAGCACUGGAUCGCUGUCACCUGCGGUCUUCCAUAGAAAGAAUGGGAGGUCUGGAGGCCCUGUUGACCCAGAGGGGGAAGGAGUUCUCUGUCGGCCAGAGGCAACUGCUGUGUCUGGCCAGAGCAAUGCUGACUAAUGCAAAGAUUAUUUGCAUCGAUGAAGCAACUGCAAGCGUCGAUUUAGAAACGGAUGCCCUAAUCCAGAAGACAAUUCGACAAGAGUUCAAGGACAGCACCGUUCUUACGAUCGCUCACCGUAUCAAUACAGUGUUGGACAGUCAGCGUGUCCUAGUUAUGAAGGACGGGAUGGUGGCAGAGUUUGCCUCCCCUCAUGACUUACUGAAUGACCCCAGUUCUAUGUUUUAUAGUUUUGUCUAUGGCAGUAGGUAA
This is a messenger RNA of Candidula unifasciata, 4851 nucleotides long. Lineage: Eukaryota; Metazoa; Mollusca; Gastropoda; Stylommatophora; Geomitridae. The record is from the annotation of a GenBank genome assembly.